CUGCUAUGCUCAAAUUCAAGAUACAUUUACCAGCGUCACAGCUGAGUUGACCCACGUGAAGCACUGUAGUGUGGUUAUGAUCUGAAUUCGAGUCGAGAGGUUUUCGGAGUUGCUGUACUGUCAAGUGAGGAGUUUCCCAGGCUAACACAAUGUCUUCGUUUAGAAAAGCUCUGAAAUCCAAACAACGGGAUCACAAAGAGAGAUCUCAGCUGGGCUUUAGGAAACAUUUGGGACUUUUGGAGAAGAAGAAGGACUACAAGCUUCGAGCAGAUGACUACCAUAAGAAGCAGAACACCCUCAAUGCCUUGCGAAAGAAGGCACUGGACAAGAACCCAGAUGAGUUCUACUUCAAGAUGGUCAACACGCAGCUGAAGGAUGGUUUGCAUGUGGAGAAGUCCACAGAGGAGGAGAUGACCGAAGAACAGAAGAAGGUCAUGAGGUCACAAGAUAUUAAAUAUGUGGAGAUGAAGAGAGUCUCUGAAGCUAAGAAAAUUGAGAGGUUAAAGGCAGAGCUCCAUCUGCUGGAUGCAGAGGGGAAGCAGAAAAACCAACACAUGUUCUUUGUUGACACUAAGAAAGAAGUGAAUCAGUUUGACUUGGCGUCUCACCUGAAUACGGUGCCUGAGCUGGUCAACAGGACGUUUAAUCGGCCGACUGUGGAGACUCUGGAGAAGAGGAGUGUAGUGGGAGCAGUGGACCCCAGAAGCCUGCGGAAACUGGCCAAGCAGAGGAAGGGUCAGUAUGAGCUGCUCUCCCAGCGUAUCGAGAGAGAGAAGAAGAUGUUUGUCAUCACCGAGAAAAUACAGACACGCAAAGACCUGCAGGACAAAAACAGGAAGGUGAAGGUGAAGAACGAGACGACCGGUUCUGCCGCCGUCUACAAAUUCGAGGCCAAGAGGAAACGCUGAGUUUCUCCAGGAAUCUCUGACACCAGGAUCCAGGAGCUGACCCUUCAGGACUCGGGAGUCUUUCCCAAAAUCAUAGCCACAAUAUUAACUAUUUGGUUGUUGCUUGCAAUGCAAGUGCCCGCACAGUACGAAAAUGCGGUGUUAAUUCAACACUUUUUAGAGUCAGUUUUAAUACUUUCUAAAUUGUAUUUUGUCCCAGAGUACUCUGUAAGUAUUGAGUAAACACUUGCACUUUUUUGUUACUGUACAGUGGCUUAUUGGCAACUAUGGUGUUGGGAAAUGCCCUCCAGGUUAGGGACCAAGCACCAGCAUCCAGGAUGUGAAGUUUUCAUGGCCCUGGCCAGAGACUUGUAUCUACCACCUCCAGAAACACACAACUACAGACUGUCUUUGGCCUUUGUGGCCCUGUUGGACUUACAUUGAGGGAUGAUGUGAAGUUUUGGACUUCAAGCUCUCAAGGGAGAUGAUAUCCCUCCCCAGACUGCAAUUUGUGUAUAUUUAUGCUAACAUUUUCCAGCUAUUCUCUAGAAUUAUAAAAUAAAUAAAGGCGUUUCUUUUUGGAAAAACUGA
Engraulis encrasicolus (European anchovy) is the source of this 1478-nucleotide messenger RNA. RefSeq names its product UTP11 small subunit processome component (gene utp11). The transcript is spliced from 8 exons. Gene Ontology annotation, cellular component: nucleolus; small-subunit processome. The record is from RefSeq and is a predicted model, not a curated record. Gene Ontology annotation, biological process: rRNA processing. Bases 150 to 908 code for a protein of 252 amino acids. NCBI's taxonomy places the organism in Eukaryota, Metazoa, Chordata, Actinopteri, Clupeiformes, Engraulidae.